This is a messenger RNA of Condylura cristata (star-nosed mole), 9660 nucleotides long. RefSeq names its product fibronectin leucine rich transmembrane protein 2 (gene FLRT2). The transcript is spliced from 2 exons. NCBI's taxonomy places the organism in Eukaryota, Metazoa, Chordata, Mammalia, Eulipotyphla, Talpidae. The record is from RefSeq and is a predicted model, not a curated record. The coding region runs from base 516 to 2498 and encodes 660 amino acids. Gene Ontology annotation, molecular function: protein binding.
CUGCAGCCGUCGCCGCCGCCGCCACCCGGAGGACCCAGCAAAAGUUUGGAUCUGGGGGAGGACGCGGCGCUGAGCGGCUUUACCACCAGGGCUGGAAGGAAACCUCGAGAACCUUCGCAGAUUGUGGAUUGAACUUAACCAAGAAAUUCAGAGACUGAUCAACGCCAUUCGGACCUACAGCAGAGGAAGGCAGCUCUGGGUGCCCCAUCGGGUCCUUGUUGAACGGGGUAACUUGGCAUCACUUGCUGCCUGUGUGGAAAAUCCUCCCUGUUGAAUUCCCUCCUCCCCAGCCCCCCUCCCCCCAUGGAGGGCAGUGGCAAAGAAGGCCACACAGGCUGAUAGGACCAGGACCAGAGCCCGCUGGAAGAUUUUUUGACUGUGGACCUUGGGGACUUCUCCCUCUAGUUGGCGUUCUGGACUUUGACUUGAUCAUUUUGGAUUUCUCUCUAUUGUUAUUUUGAUUUUUUGCUUUUGCUUUUCCCAAUCCCACUGUAUUUUAUUUCUGUACUUCAGCAAUGGGCCUACAGACUACACAGUGGCCCAGCUAUGGGGCUUUUUUCCUGAAAUCCUGGCUUCUCAUUUCCCUGGGGCUCUCCUUCCAAGUGUCCGAAACCCUGGCGUGCCCCAGCGUGUGCCGCUGCGACAGGAACUUUGUCUACUGUAACGAGCGAAGCUUGACCUCAGUGCCUCUUGGGAUCCCGGAGGGCGUGACCGUACUCUACCUCCACAACAACCAAAUCAAUAACGCUGGCUUUCCCGCCGAGCUGCACGACGUGCAGUCAGUUCACACCGUCUACCUUUACGGCAACCAACUGGACGAAUUCCCCAUGAACCUUCCCAAGAACGUCCGAGUCCUCCAUUUGCAGGAAAACAACAUUCAGACCAUUUCCCGCGCGGCCCUGGCCCAGCUGCUGAAGCUUGAGGAGCUCCAUCUGGACGACAACUCCAUCUCCACGGUGGGAGUGGAAGACGGGGCCUUCCGCGAGGCGCUCAGUCUCAAACUGUUGUUCCUGUCCAAGAACCACUUGAGCAGCGUGCCCGUGGGACUUCCUGUGGACUUGCAAGAGCUGAGAGUGGAUGAGAACCGCAUCGCUGUCAUAUCUGACAUGGCUUUCCAGAACCUCACGAGCCUGGAGCGUCUGAUUGUGGACGGGAACCUCCUGACCAACAAGGGCAUUGCCGAGGGUACCUUCAGCCACCUCACCAAGCUCAAGGAAUUUUCCAUCAUCCGGAACUCGCUCUCCCGCCCGCCUCCUGAUCUCCCAGGUACUCAUCUGAUCAGGCUGUAUCUGCAGGACAACCAGAUCAACCACAUCCCGCUGACGGCCUUCGCCAACCUCCGCAAACUGGAAAGGCUGGAUAUCUCCAACAACCAGCUGCGAGUGUUAACGCAAGGCGUCUUCGAUAAUCUCUCCAACCUGAAGCAGCUCACGGCGCGGAAUAACCCUUGGUUUUGUGACUGCAGUAUCAAGUGGGUCACAGAAUGGCUCAAAUAUAUCCCAUCAUCUCUCAACGUGCGGGGAUUCAUGUGCCAAGGGCCCGAACAAGUCCGGGGCAUGGCCGUCAGGGAGCUGAAUAUGAAUCUUCUAUCGUGCCCCACCACCACGCCGGGCCUGCCACUCUUCACCCCGGCCCCCAGCACUGCAGCACCCACCGCCCUGCCGCCCACGCCCGCGGGCCCCACUCCCGGCUGGAGCGCCACGCCGGCGAGCCCCACCACCGCGAAACCUCCCACCCUCCCGGACUGGGACAGCAGGGAACGAGCGACCCCACCUGUAUCGGAAAGGAUCCAACUCUCGAUCCAGUUUGUGAAUGACACUUCCAUUCAAGUCAGCUGGCUCUCUCUCGUUACUGUGAUGGCCUACAAACUCACGUGGGUGAAACUGGGCCACAGCUUAGUGGGAGGCAUCGUGCAGGAGCGCAUCGUCAGCGGUGAGAAGCAACACUUGAGCCUGGUGAAUUUAGAGCCCAGGUCCACCUACCGGAUUUGUUUAGUGCCGCUGGAUGCUUUUAACUACCGCGCGGUGGAGGACACUGUCUGCUCGGAGGCCACCACCCACGCCUUCUAUUUGAACAACGGCAGCAACACGGCGUCCAGCCACGAGCAGACCACCUCGCACAGCCUGGGCUCCCCGUUUCUGCUGGCCGGCCUGAUCGGGGGUGCGGUGAUCUUUGUGCUGGUGGUCUUGCUCAGCGUCUUUUGCUGGCACAUGCACAAAAAGGGGCGCUACACUUCCCAGAAGUGGAAAUACAACCGGGGCCGGCGGAAAGAUGACUACUGCGAGGCGGGCACCAAGAAGGAUAACUCCAUCCUGGAGAUGACAGAAACCAGCUUUCAGAUCGUCUCCUUAAAUAACGAUCAGCUCCUUAAAGGAGAUUUCAGACUGCAGCCCAUAUACACCCCGAAUGGGGGCAUUAAUUACACAGACUGUGUCAUCCCCAACAAUAUGCGCUACUGCAACAGCAGCGUGCCGGACCUGGAGCACUGCCACACGUGACGGCCAGACCGGUGUCCCCUCGGCGGACCGGCGACUGGAGAACACACACGUGUGUGCACAUACAGACACGCGAAUUACAUUUGAUAAAUGUUACACAGAUGCAUUUGUGCAUUUGAAUACUCUGUAAUUUAUACGGUGUACUAUAUAAUGGGAUUUAAAAAAAAGUGCUAUCUUUUCUAUUUCAAGUUAAUUACAAACAGUUUUGUAACUCUUUGCUUUUUAAAUCUUAAAAAAAAAAAUAGUUGCUGAAGUACUGUACAGGGUUGUACAAUGAGAACCCAAUGCCAAGCGCGCGAACGAGUGAUUUCUUCCUCAUGAUGCACAUUAACCACUUGGUUGUGAGGUUGCCAGAGUAAGUUCCUUUCUUGGAUGCGGUGAUGAGGUGAAAGAGCAGAUGAAAACGGGCUCCUCAGAGCAGGCUACAUCUUAGGGGUGAGACAAGAAGUAGCCCACGGUUUUCAUGCUAUUUCCAGACUUCCUGGGAAAGUUUAAAAUCCGAACUAAAGAAAGGAGGUAGUUACCCUGAUCUUGAUCCAAAACAGGAAAUGCAGAAAGCAUUAGGAGGAAGUUGGUCCCUGUGAGAUAAGUUAACCCAACCAGGCAGCGUGGAGAAAAGGAGAUAAGAUGUGAGGAGACCUUGGAACCCUGGGUUGGCUUUCUGACUGGAGGAUUAGAAACCACUCCUCAUGCGUUCCUGGCCCUGGAUGAGAAAAAAGUUAGAGACCCGGAUCUGAUUUUUGCCAUCUCCAAGGACAGGUCUCAUGUCCCAGCAAGAAAAUUCCCUUUAAUAACAUAAUGAUGCAAAUCUUACGUCCAGGUUGAAUCAUGUUCAACAGAAAUAUAUUCUAGAAUACUUUUUUAGAAGAGGCUAAUAAAAUAAUGGGAAGAAUUAUAUUGAAUGGAAUUAUUUUUGAUAAUGAGAAUUAUUUGGGUAGAUUUUUUGCAGCUAUGUCAACAUGAUACUUAACCCAACACAAGAUCAAUGUCUGUACUAUAUUCAAAGAGCUUGUUACUUAAAAGUUAUUACUACCAUUUAGAAAAAGCAUGUCACCAGUUAUUCUGCUAACUCCUCUAUCAACUGACUCUGUUAACGUAUCAUGGUGACAUAACGUGCAUUAAUAUCUUUAUCCCCUCACAAAUUUUUGUCUUCCAAUCACCUUACAUAUAUUUUCGUAAUUAGCUAUUUAUGCUACAAUUGUUUUCUUCCCCCCUCUGCUCAAAAUUUGAAAGACAAUUUUGGAUGCUACUCUUGAUUACAUAAACUAUCCAUACAAAUAUAUACAUUUAAAAUGUAAUGCUAAUUUUCACUGCUAAUAAGGACACAGCAAAGCUGGUCAAAAUACGAAUUUUUUUUUCCCCCUUAAAAGCAAUACCAUAAUUCCACCUUGGGCUGACUUUGAUCCUACUCCAUUUUUGAAAUUUCAUUUAUUCUUUUUCAAUUUUGGAUGGUCCCCUUCUUUGGGAAUUGUAGAAGGAUAAUCAAUCUUCUAUUAACAGGAUAGCAGAUGAAAAAUGAACAAAUCUGGGAGAGAAGAAUCCUUCCCUUAAUCUGGGCUGAAUGCAGCCCAUAGAGCAGAGGGUAUAAAGAAGAGAGGAAUGUUCAUGUUUAAUUCUAGAUAUUUUUGAAGCAAUGUCCAUCUUCAGAAAGCAUAUGUAAUUUACUCCUUUCCACCCUUAGAUGUAGAAGGGCUAUAGAUCAUAUGCAUUAUAUAAAACAUACACCUUUGGUAAAUUCUUCUUAAAAUCAAGUUUAGGCAUUUCAUGCUCUGUUGCAUAUUUCCUGUGCCAUUGGGUUUUUUGUUUGUUUGUUUUUUUAGGAACCCAUGAAGUCAAUGUCACAAUCAUUUUGCUUUCCUUCUCUCUCACUUUCACAAGACAGAACUGUGAUGUGUCUUCUUUGUAAAAGUUUAGGUAUAAAAUUCUAUGCAAGUUUUUUCUUUAUAGUAAGAGCUUUAUUUUCUUUAAAAAUAUACCCCAACUUAUAUGUUAUAAUAUCUCUUGUUCUUCAGAAGAAGCAGAACUAUAAAGCUAUAAUACUAUAGACACAAGAAUCAAAACUGUGCAGUCAGUUGAGCUGCAAUUAGUUGCAAAUUAAUUUGAAUUCAUUCUAAAGUGAAUUUGGUUUCCAUUUUAGUCUACUAGCUGGUAAGUUUUAAAAACUAGGUCCACACAAGGAUGGGAUGAGAGAUUCUGUGUGUGAUCAGAGAAGCAGUAAAGCCAUCGCAAAUCUGAAAAUGACGUCGGACUUUGUGUAUUUAACUGGAUAAUUCCCUUUCACUGUCUUCUUUCUCUUGGCUGUAGAUAAAACUAUGUGUUCAAAUGAUGGCACUUUGACUUUUGAGGUUUUUUUUUUUUUUAUCCACAAAAUAAGUAGUUUCAUUUAUUUGUAUUUUGUGACUAACUUCCAGUGUGUAAUUGGCUGCUGAAAUUAAUCUGGGCAAAGAAGACUGAGGUUGGAGAGGUUCUCUGCUCUCGAAGGAGAUUCACCAAGUGAUCAGAGACAUAGGUGACCCUCAGGUGAGAGAGUCAGGCUGCUCUGAAAAGGUGCCUUUGCUAUAAGGUAUUUCUGAAGAGAUAGAAUGUAGACAGUUUGUUCAAUGAUGUACACAAUGCGACAAAGGCUGGUCAAGUGAAUGUCAGCCUCCCACUUGUCAUAGCAUACCUGGGACUCACCUACACCAGCAGAGAAAGCACAUCAUGGCUUUUGGAUUGUCUUAUGUGUCUUAGGGAACUGAUGACAACCAUCACUGACAGAUUGUGCAUGGAUUGGCAUAUAUAGUUGUGGGAAUGUGUUUUGCCGAUAGACCUGUUUUGUCCUUGGGCUUCACUUGCUAUCAUUAUGUAUGUUGAGGAGAUCAUUCCAGAGUCAAAGUUGAAGGUGUAGGUCAAGAUCAUAAAGUCCUACUUACCGGCUGAUAAACAGUUUGGUGCUGUCCGACCCAAUGAAUUGGGUCCACUAUCAGAGCAAGGUCGCUGCCCCUGUGCAGAGGCAAUUCCAGAGGAAAAGCCAUGAUCACACCAGUGUUCUUGACCAUUAUUCCUACCCAGAGUUGUCAUAAAUAUCUACAUGUUCGGAGAGUGGUGUUUGAUCAUGGAGAGACCGGGACUUCCCUCAAAAGUGUCAAAUGCAUCAGCAAUUAUCCAUGGGACAAUCACAGAGACAAGGAGUGUUGCUCUGCCUAUUUCCUGAUGUAUCAAGGGAAAAGGAUUCUACCCUGUAAAAAAUAACAUAGUAUCUAAUUAUCUGGAUGUUUGUUGAAAAUGUUAAGAAAGAGUGAGUGCCAUGUGACCAGUCUGGUAACAAAUAUUAAGUAUCAAAUACUGCAGCUCCCUAACCUACUAGAGCAGAUUAUACCUGUCCUAGUGAUUUCACAAGAGUUAGAUCUUCCUUCCCAACUGGAAAGGACAAGCCCUUUAUAUUGUGAGCAGAACAAGCAAUUCAAACGCAAGGCGACAUUACAGUUCACAGGGGAUCCCUGCCGGCUUUGAUCAGAGAACUCAGCAGAGUCCUUUGCCACUUUGACAGUGAAGUGGUUAAUACCAUUGACUUAUUUGUUCAUUACAUUUUUUCUCUAACUUAUAACAAGUAGAAUUAAGUUUUACUUAGAACAUGAGCUAACUGUUUUGCUCAUGAGUUACCUUUCCAAGAUAGGUGGGAAAACAGCAGAGAAGUAUAAAGAUAGAUGCACAAAAUGAAACAGAAACCUCCCAGUCUUACUGUCAAACCUUGCCUGACGUUGUACUCCAUAGUCAAAAUAUUAACUUAGGAAGCAAGUGCUUAUCAUCCUUUAAUUUCUGCAGCAUGGUGGGAAGAAGAUUGCAGGCACUAUGAGAAACCAGCCACUGAUGGUGGGGACCAAGUUGCAUUUGUUAUUGUUGCUAUAGCAAUUCAGGUUCCUUUGCUUUGUUUUGUUUUUGUUUUCUUUCCUUUUGUAGCAUUACUCCCACCAGAAGAGCACAAAGCAACGCCAUUGCAGCAGACUUUUUAAAAACUAGUUUAAAAUGCAUGUUAACACACACAUGCACACACACACACACACACACACCCUACUGGGGCAUCUGUAAAUUAUCCAUGGGAUGUUAGAUUGAUAUUCAUUUUGAGGCAAGCUGAAGGCGUCUCCACUGUCUCUGAUAGGGCCAAUGUAUGUUCACUGAAAGGUAAUCCUGAUAAUGGCUUAUUGUGUGGACCAUAUGUUGAUUUGUUUCCGGUUAUAUUUAGUAUGUUCUCCUGACAAGGGGACUGGAAGAUUCUGCAUCACAAUCCUCUGAGACCUAUCAUGCGGCACAUUUUAACUACAAAUUUGACUCUGCACUCUACAGUACCUUGUUGAAAUACUCAGUAAAGGCUUAUUUUAAAAGUAAUCCACUUUGUGUUUAUCUAAGUUCAUCGGGGUGCAGACAGUACUGGAGUCUUGAUGGUUACCUCUUGAUCAUACAAGAGAAUGGCAGGAAUAAAGGAGGUAAUAAUAAGAUCUUUCACAUUCUGUGUCAUGAGGGCAAACUGAUUAUUUUAGGCCUUUGAUCCUUUCGGUGUGAGGGGUUCAUAUAUGCAUAUCAUGUUUUUUCUACUCCCUGACUAACAGGUGUGUUCCUAUAGUCUUUAAAUAUGCACACAAUCAUUGAACAUAUUAUUUCAUAGUUGUGAAAUAGUGCUGUUUAGCAUAUAAAUAUCAAUGUAGUUAUCCAAUCAGAAUAGUCUCACUUAUUUCAUAUUAUGUACUAUUGCUUUGAUUGUCAGUUUUUUUUUAAAAUCCCCCAUGAUACUUUUCAUUUAUAGCUUAUCCACCGCUAUUUUCAAUGAGCACUCAUGAAAAUGGAUCUAUCCAUAUGCUCAAGUCCAACUCAGGCUUCAUCUCAUGACUUUCCAGAAUCUCUCUCACCUAUCUUGGCCAUUUCUCAAAUAACAUAUUUAACAGAGAUUGAGUCAAGGGAUAUAAUGACACUUUAGUAAACUAAUAUUAAUUACUUGGAGAAUCUCUGUUGGAAAAUUAACUAUGAAAGAUAGUGAUCAGUGUUGAUUGAUUUUACAUCUGGAAAAUUAUGUCCAUGCAACGUUUGGUUACUUUAACCAAAAGUUACACACCAUACUCUGAAAACCAGACCUGUGGUCAGAGGAUACCAUCCAUUCAUAGAAGUUUUUUCUUUCUACUCUGUUCAAGGCACUGAGGUCUCAUAGAAGAGACUUCAGAGGGCUCAGAGAAAAGUAGAAUCCCUGUGAACCCAAAGCUAUCUUCUACUCUGCUCUGUUCCUAAGAAAUUGGGGUACAUCUGGAAUACUUACUUCUCACCUACUUCCACAGAGUACUUUCUGUGUUACUGGGUAUUCAGACCAAAAUAUGAAUCCACUGCAAAGGGACUAAACAGAUCAGGGAAUAAACAUGUUUUCUCACACAAUCAUCCCAGAGCACAAAUAAUGAGUGUACAUUUUUUUCAUUAAACUCAACAAUGUCUAAGGUAACUAGAAGACAUACGUCUGAUAGUAUAUUGCAUCUGUUAUAUAUAUCAUAUUUUGGUGUUUAACAGACAAAAUGAUACUGCAUUGAUAAAACUCAAUUCAAUUAAAAUUUCAGAUGUAUACCAUGUAAUCAAAAGUUUAGGCAUCACAUUUGGUAAUUAUACAUGCAACCUCUUAAAUUGCCACUGAGCACCAGAAUGGAAAUCAAUUUAAAGAAAUAAAGACACCUGACGAUUAUUGAGCACCUAUAUAUACAUAUGAUCAUGUACAAAAAGCUUUGAUACGUGUGAUUACACUUUUUCUUUAACUCUCUAAGCUGUAGUCUCUUUAUUGUUUACAUUUUAAAACACAGGUUUCUAAAGUGGGGCGUGGUUGGUUCACAGUCCCAAAUCCUGUCAAUGAGAGUUGGGAAUUACCAUGAUUCUAUGGAGUCUUCACUGUCUUCUUGCUUCUUUCUACACUGACUAGCCUUAAGACUGAAUAACCUUUAGGACAGAAUCUUGGUCAAGGUUGAAGAUUUUUGAUGAUAGAAGGUAUCACAUUUGGUUAUUUCUACAUGCAACCUCUCAGUAGAUGCAUAUAUUAAUUAUUGUUCAUGACAAAAUCAAGGGAAUAUUCUUAAAACUUCAAAAUAUUUAGCAAGCCCCUUAUUUUUGGUCAGCUGUUCCUGAUUUUUAUGAAAGUAUUUUUUAUUAUUAUUUGAUGGCUAGACCUUUUAUAUGAUUUGAAAUUUUGAGAUGUGAUAAAACUAGUUAUGAACCCACAGAGUGAGACUGAAGAACUUUUUAAGGACAUAAGUCAGGUUAUUUAUAGUAAUCAAUUUGUUACAUGCUCGAGAGUUCCCUCAGUACUGUAGGGUCCUGCUGAGCAUGCUCAUAUGUCAGAAUCUAUUAGGCCAUUAGCAAACUGCCUUGUGAAUUUACAGUUACUUUUUUCAUAGCAUAGAAUUUGUGCUUUAGAGGCUAUUAUCUGAGCUUUGCUUUCAUUCACUAAACUGAAAGUUAAGAAAAUGUGACCAGUAUACUCCAAGCCAGAUGUCAUUUUAGUACAUACACAGGUGAUUCUACUUUUCUAUUUUCCAGCAGGAAGUCUAAACUAGAUGGACGUUUCAAUAUCUCCUCUGGUGGAGCACGUUUACUUAUCCUUUCUAUGUCAUGAUAAACCUUCAUGUUGGGUAAAUCUUUCCCUCAUCAAAUGCUACACUUCUUCCUUUGGGCCUUUGUUGGUUUAGUUUUGUUUUCAUCCAGUAAAUAUUUGCUGAGUUUUGGUACUGAAUAAGAUUGUUUUCCAGGAGAGUUAACCGCAUCAUCUUAAGUCUUUACUGAAAGCUGCCUUUUUCUCCUUUGAACUCCACAUGUCUACAUUUAAAUAGUCAGCCAUCCUGGUCCCUAUUUCUGACACUCAAAUGUAUUUUCUUCCCAAAAUUUUCUAUCUAUGAUAAGUUUAAGACCCUUCCUCUAGGUCAACCUUAGCUACACACUACAGGACAAAGGAUAAUUUAUAAGGAGCCCUUGAUUGACACUGCCUUGCUUUCAAAAUAUUCCAUUACUAUUAUUUUUAAGAGUUAUUAUGCAUACAAGAGUUUAGAUGUAGAGCCAAGGUGCAGGAGGGUGAGAGGAUUCACUAGAGAUAGAGUAUGGAACAGGACAUGUGAGUCCACUAAAAUACACUGCUGAAGGGAGCAACAGACAAAGACAGGAGAGGUCU